AUGGCAUUACAGACAGUAGCUAUUUUUGCUGCUGGCUCCAUGGGUAGUGCCGUCGCGUCCCGCCUCACCUCCCACGGCAUCACAGUUCUUACUUCAUUGAAUGAUCGCUCACCAUCCACACGUAAACGUGCGCUCGAAGCUGGAAUGAAAGACAUACCCUUCGCCGAUAUACCAAGACAAGCCUCAAUCUUCCUCAGUAUACUGCCGCCUAGCCAGGCGGAGACGCUCGCACAGGAUUACAUCCGUGCGUACAAUGUGAAUACAACCGAAGUAGACGGAGGGGAGGAGAGAAUCUAUGUAGACUGCAAUGCGGUCAGUCCGCAAACGGUGAAACGAAUAGCUAAGAGCUUUGAAGGUGUUCGAGGUAUAAGGUUUGUGGACGCGGGAAUCAUUGGCGGGCCACCGAGAGAAGGGUACGACCCGACAUUCUACGCAUCAUCGGACGAUCUGAAGGCAUUGGUGAGUUUCGAAGGGCUAGGGGAGUUCGGGAUGAAGAUCACGGGGAUGAGGGGAGAGGGUGCAGGUAUCGGAGAUGCUAGUGCGUUGAAGAUGAGUUAUGCGGGUAUAACGAAGGGUAUCACCGGCCUGUUUGCCACCAUGAUUCUCUCCGCACAUGCAUCCUCGCCAACGACAUCCAACUUUCUUCUAAACGAGUUGAAUGCAUCACAGCCUCAGCUUCUUCAACGUAUGACACGGAGCAUACCCGACAUGCUUCCGAAAGCAUAUCGCUGGGUAGGCGAGAUGAGGGAAAUCUCCGAAUUCGUGAGGGAUCCGGCUGGCACAGCUGAUGGAGGAUCGCCAGCGUGGGAUGGAAUGGAUCACAUACAUGAAGGUAUGGCAUGUGUGUAUGAGAGGAUUGAGAAGGCUAUGAACGGGCAGGGAGAUGAUAAGGAGGUGUUAGACGAGUUCGUGAAGGACGCGAAGGAGGCUAUCGAGCGGAAGGCGAAGUAG
Stereum hirsutum FP-91666 SS1 is the source of this 951-nucleotide messenger RNA. Its product is annotated as 6-phosphogluconate dehydrogenase C-terminal domain-like protein. Bases 1 to 951 code for a protein of 316 amino acids. The transcript has 3 exons. NCBI's taxonomy places the organism in Eukaryota, Fungi, Basidiomycota, Agaricomycetes, Russulales, Stereaceae. The record is from RefSeq and is a predicted model, not a curated record. Gene Ontology annotation, molecular function: oxidoreductase activity, acting on the CH-OH group of donors, NAD or NADP as acceptor; NADP binding.